Molecule: messenger RNA, 594 nt
Organism: Argentina anserina (silverweed cinquefoil)
Lineage: Eukaryota; Viridiplantae; Streptophyta; Magnoliopsida; Rosales; Rosaceae
Source: RefSeq, a predicted model, not a curated record
AUGUCUUUUGUCGGAAAAUCUCCAUUGAAAGGGGAAUGGCAUCACAAGCCCUCUACGGACCUUAGAAUUCGAAGCUCCAUCCAUAAUCCAGAUUUGGAGUCGGAUAGGUCAGUUAAGAAGUCAAGAACGUGUCGGGCAGUAUCCGAAUGGGCAAGUCUUCCCAAGGACAUUCUCUUUUCGGUGUUGUGCAAGUUGUUCGAAAUGCGCGGGCGGGAUGAGUUGAAGAAGUGCUACGACUACUACGUCCGUAAGGUUGUAUUAUCCGCCGACCCCUGUUUGAAUCCGGAUAAUUAUGUGGCUGUGGCAAUCUAUGACUAUCAUGGCUGGUUGGCUUUCAUCAAAGCAGGACAAAGAGUGUUGUUCAACGAGGACGAUGGGAAAGUUGUGAAGCAGGAUCCGGUAGACAGCAUCGGGGAUGAUGCUUUGUUCUUAGGUUAAUUAAUUAAUCAUUCAAUGGCCGUUUUGGCUUCAAACUUUCCUAGGUGCCAACCAAAUUCUAUUUACUUCACAAGUUACACUGGAUAUGGUGGUUCGGGUAUCUAUAAUAUUGCAGACAAAACUGUCACACAACACUACCCGGCCUCCAGAUCCUAG